Molecule: messenger RNA, 1352 nt
Organism: Porites lobata
Lineage: Eukaryota; Metazoa; Cnidaria; Anthozoa; Scleractinia; Poritidae
Source: the annotation of a GenBank genome assembly
GCCAAGUACGAGUCGGACGAGCUUGCAUCCGGCUCCGAAGAUGAAAAGCGUCUUAAGAAGGCAAGAGAAGCGCCGAGCCGCAAGAGACGUCAAAAGAAACAACUCUCUAGUGAUCGUGGAAAGAAACCAAGAAUUGCUUUGGGCGCUGAUAAUCAGCUUUUUCGUGGUAAGAAAAAGAGCCUCCUCUUUACUUUGUAUAUUCAUGUGUUUUGGAUCCGCUUGCGCAUCCUACCAUAUUUCUCGUGUGAUUUGUUUGUAUUACGGGAAUUAAUUUAAGGGUAAAAUGAUUUACGUUCGUUUGAGCGAAGCGAAUUAGAACGUAAAUGUAUUUUCCGCUGUUAUUCCAAGUAAUUAGUCGCAGUUGUUUUCGUUUCACACCUGCCGUACCCACUAUUGUGCAUUCUGUUUUACAUGGAUGUCCUGAUUGGCCAGUUAUUAGUACUUAUACUCUCCGCUGUCUCUUGAGUACCAUUAACGGUCGCGGUUCCAUACAGUUUAUUCAUCUUUCUGGCUUACGCCCCCCCCCUCCCGUUUACUACAGGUUUCGUCAUUGCUUUUAUCUUUCAGGCCGUAGAGACACUUCUGGCGACUUCUUUCGCUGUUUCAAAUGCGGCAAAUUUGGACAGACUGGGCCAAGGACUCUAGAUCCAUGUUCUGGCCGACAGCUACCAGUCCCUUAGCUACAAUUCUUGCCCUGGAAGGGGGGAUUUGUAUAAUGGGGGUUUUGUUGUCAACGAAGACAAAUCGGUAUGGGAACCCACCCAAGUAUUGGACUGGUUGGGUAUAACCUGGAAUUCUGCACUGGGUACUUUAAAAAUUGUAGAAAGAAGAAUUGUUAAGAUCAUUAAUACAAUUGAUCAUAUUAUUGAAGCCGAUUUCAAAGUGUCUGCGAGAGAGAGUUGGCCUCCUUUACAGGUCAAAUUAUUUCUACCGGACCUGUAGUUGGUAACAUUGGUAGGAUAAUGACCAGACAUUGUGUCUUGUCCACUUUGUGCAAAGAUAACUGGGAUUCUAUAUUCCGUCUCGACGAUUACUGCAAGGAAGAACUGUAAUUUUGGAAGGAAAUAGUUGUUGAUGUCAACACUAGGUAUUGCUUUGUAAGUAAAGAUCCUAGUUAUUUUGUAUAUUCGGAUGCCAGUGCUACCGGAGGUGGAGCAAUUAUUGACUUUAACAAUGAUUUGUGUACCAAAAAAUGUGGUCGGAGAACGAGAGAGUUCAAAGUUCCAGGUGGAGGGAGUUGUCUGUUAUUGAGUUUUCAUUGCAAUCAUUUGCCUCAGUGUUGGGAGGAUCACACGUUAAGUAGUUUACUCAUAGCCAAGAAGCUGCUAAGAUUGUUGAAGUGGGCAGCGUGA